CUACCUUUCACGAGAAAUGCGACCCAGCUGGUGAUUUAAAGAGUGACUCUGUGAGGUCUCUAAAGGUUUUUUGAUGGAUCGUGUUGAUUCUGAGGCGUUAUGCUGAAUGGAUUGUGUGGAAUGCGCAAAGCAUUUGCCACUCUUCUGCGGUUUUACAUUUCUUGCCACAAAAUCUGUCACGGCUUCGUCGUAAGACUUAGGCUGGGCUAAAUGCGUUCAUGGGGCUCUUUGCAGUAGUGCAACAAGUUCGCAGAGGGCUAGUACAAGCCGUGAAACCAGUCGCCGUUCACACCGUCUUUCAGUGCAUGUGCGCGAACCGCCCCAAGACAAAUUGAAAUAAUAUAAGACUCGGUCAUUCUCAUCCCGGCAGUACUGGUGAUAGCACAUAGUAUACGGUUGAGAGUGAGUCAUGAGUGAUUUAGGAGCAAAUAAGGAUUCCCAAAACGCGGGGAAAAUGGAGAACGAAACCGAUCAUGGCAAGCGACGCCACUGUCUUCGAGCUACAGUGGAUGUGAUGCCUUUUGUGUUUUCUCUUGUGUCCUUCGCCUUUUGCUUUUUACUGAGUGUUCAGACCAGUGAUAUGCGGGACAGAAUCGUGGAUCUGGAGAUUGGAAGUGGCGCGGGGGUCUUAAACCCGUUUCAUGGGAUCUCUGUGGAUCAAUUUAAUUCAAUGAUCCAGGAGCGAGUGGACGAGCUGCUGUCACAGCGUUCCUAUGAACACUUGGUUAGAAUAAGGACUGCCCGUCAAGUCUCAUCACCCGAAUGCAACUGCCCACCAGGUCCACCUGGCAAAAGGGGAAGAAGAGGACGCAAUGGAGACUCUGGUGAGUGUGGUCCACCUGGCCCAAAAGGUGACAAGGGGGAUCAAGGAGACCAGGGACCAAGGGGACUUCCUAGUCUGCCCACUCUGGCUGCAUUACACAGCAAUCAAAUCCUGACUGUGAAGAUGGUCUUCCCUAAGAUAAACCAUGGCUUUCUUUCUGCUGAUCAGCAACUCAUUAAACGUCGACUCAUUAAGGGUGACCAGGGUCAAGCAGGGCCCCCAGGGCCUCCUGGACCUCCAGGCCCCCCAGGCCCCAGGGGACCACCAGGGGACACAGGAAAAGAUGGUCCUCGGGGAGUACCAGGGCUCCCUGGAGACCCUGGAAUGCCAGGAGAUAUUGGUCAAAGGGGACCUGAGGGCCCUCCAGGACAUAAGGGUUCCAUUGGGCCACCUGGUAUUCCAGGUAUCGAUGGAAUGAAGGGAGACAGAGGUGAACGGGGUGAAAAGGGAGACAUGGGAGAGGAGGGGCCAAAAGGUGACACUGGAGAGAAGGGUGAUGCUGGAUCAUCUGCUGCUGGAAUCAAGGGUGAGCCUGGCGAGCCAGGGCGCGGAGGACAAAAGGGUGAGCCAGGACUUCCAGGGCUGCCUGGACUCCCCGGGAUUAAGGGUGAACCUGGAUUCUUUGGGCCUCAAGGUGAGCCUGGGCUUCCAGGCCUGCCAGGAACUAAGGGAGAGAGAGGAGAACAAGGACCGCCUGGCAAGGGUGAACGUGGUGAGACAGGUCCAGCAGGACACAAGGGAGAGCAGGGGGAACCAGGAGCACCAGGCCUGAAAGGUUCAAAGGGAGAUUUAGGAGACAAAGGUGAUGCAGGCCCAACAGGAUCACAAGGGCCACCUGGGGAGAAAGGUGACCAGGGUACAACUGAAAUCAUAGACUACAAUGGAAACAUCAAAGAGGCUCUUCAGAAGAUAACUACUAUUACAGUUACGGGUCCCCCUGGGCCUCCUGGACCAAUUGGACCAAAGGGGAUGAAGGGUGAUCAGGGUGUUCCUGGACUUCCUGGCCUGGAUGGUGAAAGGGGUCACAAAGGUUCAAAGGGGGACAUGGGAAUCCCUGGAAUAUCAGGAGUAAAGGGAUCAAUGGGUCUGCCUGGAUUACAGGGUGUGAAUGGUCUGAAAGGAGAUAAAGGUGACACUGGCUUGCCAGGCCCUCAGGGACCCUCGAUUAUUGGGCCCCCUGGAGCACCUGGUCCACAUGGACCACCUGGCCCUAUGGGUCCUCAUGGAUUCACUGGGCCAAAGGGGGAACCUGGGUUGCACGGUCUCAAGGGACUGCGAGGGGAACCUGGGCAUAAGGGUGACAGAGGACCCCUGGGUCUCCCAGGUAUGGAUGGACCAAUAGGGACUCCUGGUCCAGCAGGUCCGAAGGGCGAUAGAGGUGAGAAGGGUGAUGUUGGUGAUCCUGGACCCAGAGGGCCAUAUGGGUUACCUGGAGCUGCUGGAACACCUGGAAUGGAUGGGGAGAAGGGAAAGAAAGGCAAAAAGGGGCCUAAGGGGGAGAAAGGAGAACAGGGUGCCCCCGGAUUAGAUGCACCCUGCCCACUGGGUCCAGAUGGACUUCCAAUGCCUGGAUGUUGGCAGAAGUGAUCAGUCUAACACAAAACGCAUGGAGUUUCUAAAUAAGGCUUCGCUUUUUUGUAAAUACUUUUUUUUAUUCUGGGAAAAGAACAUCAUGAAGCUUUCGCAUAGCAUUAUGAAGCUUUGGCAUAGUUCUUUUUAUUUCAGUGUGAUCACGGCAACGUGUUAUAUUCACAUUAGCACUGUGGAAUUUAAAGUCUUGACCAGUAAGAGACUAUUCACAAUGGUGUUUUUUCCCUGAUUUGCAUGGCCAAGAAUGAGAAUGGAUACCAAAACAGACUAACAAGGUUAACUGAAAAGAAGAAGGAAGAGGCGACUGAGGGAUCGGCUUUGGGUCUUUUGGUCACACCAGUCCAUAUUAUCAGCUUAAAAGACUAAAGACUCCAUCCACACACCCAAAACAAGCAUGUACAUAUCACUUUGUAGUGUGGUCAAAGUAUAUGGCUUCUGGAAAUCACUAACUACCUGUCAGUCUUUGUUGAUUCAAAACAAAAAUUGGUUACUCUAGAGGGUGUUAAUUUUUCUUUUUCACUUUAUGAAGGGUGUCACGCCUUGGCUGGUGGCCUGAGAAAGUAAGAAUUGUGAUUGCUGGAUUUCUUUAUUGCAAAGAGGUCAGUGUGGCAUCUGGCCCUCCUGUGCCUCGGGGUUGCUGUUGUGUAACUCUCACCUUGUAAUGAGAGUGACAACUUAAAGACUCAAAUUAUGGAACUAGCAGGAUUAAAGAUGCAUCCACCAUCUGUGGCCAUUUGAGAGUAAGCAGGCAACUGAAACUCAGAAAUCUUUAUUAUUGGAUGGUGUAUGUGAUGCAUGCAAAGUUGCUACAUCAAUCCAAUCUGCAAACUUUAUCUUGUUUAUUCUUCAGUGGGGUUAUUGUUUGUAGCAGUGAGCUACGCAGUAUGAUCUACAGCAGAAUGUGAUCUUUUUCAUUGUGACCCUUUGCCAUAUUUUUUAUUAUUAUUAAUAUUUUUUUUGCUGAUUUUGUGUAUUAGCCUUUGUGCCUAAAGUCAUUUGUUAUUCAUAAAAAAUGUUUUGGAAAUGGUUACUAUAUGCUAUGAGUUGUAAAUAUGACAUGUUAGUGCAUUAUUUUGCAGCUAAAGUUAAAAUGCCUGUUUAUGUAUUGUUGGAGCUGAAAGUUUUACAUUCUUAAAGACUUUCAUAGGGUGUCAAAGGGAAAUGUAAAAAAUGGGACAUACUGUGGUUUUGUGGUAUUGCCAUUCUGAGUAACCAUACAAACAGCAUUCUAAAGCAAUCAGUAUCAGUAAUAAGCAUCAAAUACAGUGUUCAUGUACAGAACAAUGUGCACACAUAUAGCAGUCAUUGGGAGCCUUUAUCCUAAAUUAGCAGUGAUCAUCAUCAGCCAGCACUGCUACAUUCCAGAGUGCAAACUUGCAUAAUUUUGUAGAAUUCUUUUUUUUUUUUUUUAACAGCUUUAAAACCAUUUUGACUAUUACUUUUAACUUUCUUAACAAGCUUCAAACACCAUAUACAUUAAAACAUAUACAGUAUGUUCACAGCACUGCCGGUGUUAUAAUGUGUUUUCUGGCUGGAGGUGACAGGAUUAUGGUCCUGAUUUUCUCAACCUCUAAUGGGCAUUUAAGAUCAUAAGAACGUAGUUUUACUGGAAGUAGUUUUUUAUGUAUUGAAUUUAAUAGUUAUUCAUAAGGAAGGGUAAGUGAUUUAUUUCUUAGUGGAUUCUUUUCUUUUUACCCUAGCUGCUACU
Molecule: messenger RNA, 4121 nt
Organism: Carassius carassius (crucian carp)
Lineage: Eukaryota; Metazoa; Chordata; Actinopteri; Cypriniformes; Cyprinidae
Product: collagen alpha-1(XXV) chain
Exons: 35
Coding region: 410-2410 (666 amino acids)
Source: RefSeq, a predicted model, not a curated record